AUGAACGAGCCCACGCGAGUCUGGGUGUCCCCAUCCGGGAUGGCGCGCAUGAAGGAAUUCUAUCGUACUGUCCUCGCGCCACUGGAUUACAAAGAAAUGGUCCACAAUGAUGAUAAUACCUUGAUCGGAUUCGGCGACGGCGAUCAUUUGCCAAGCUUGUAUCUGAAAAUUGCGGCGGAUGGGCAGGAGUUUUCGUCAGAGUAUAUAGCCAUUGAUGCAAAAGACCGUGAAGAAGUUCGUGCGUUCUACAAUAUCGCGAUACAACAGGGCGCACAAGAAAAAAGUAAACCGAAUCUUGGUAGCGUUAGAGCCUUGGGCCAGCGCUGCUAUACCGCUGCUGUCAUCGACCCUGAGGGGAACGAACUGGCAGUAAUUGACGGUACGCCAUACGACGAUUUGCGACAAUGGCUAUAA
Molecule: messenger RNA, 414 nt
Organism: Talaromyces rugulosus
Lineage: Eukaryota; Fungi; Ascomycota; Eurotiomycetes; Eurotiales; Trichocomaceae
Exons: 3
Coding region: 1-414 (137 amino acids)
Source: RefSeq, a predicted model, not a curated record